Molecule: messenger RNA, 1386 nt
Organism: Acaulospora morrowiae
Lineage: Eukaryota; Fungi; Glomeromycota; Glomeromycetes; Diversisporales; Acaulosporaceae
Source: the annotation of a GenBank genome assembly
AUGUCGCCACUACUACGUCUUCGAUUUUUGCUUUUAAUAUGCGUGGGAAUGAUUUUCUUCUACAUCUUUUGGCCCGAAAACUUUCAUGCGUACCAACAAAAUCCUUGCCCCCAACCAACCACCGGAAAAAACUCAGCACCUGGACCUUUGGUUGAUUCAACGAGAUCCACCAUCAUAACUGAUCAGUUCGGCUCGUAUAAAGAAUAUCUUAACGCAAAAGGUUAUAUAACUUUUCUCAGCAUAUUAAAAAAACAACAUCAAGCGAUGGUCGCAAAUCUUGUCAGAAGCGCAAAUAAUGCGGUCGCAAAUAAUAGUGUUUACUCGGUAACAUUAAAACCACAAUUAGCACCAUCUGGCGAUAAACAUGAUUACAUGUCACUGGGUAGAUACUUUUGGCCAGAUCCAAAGAAACCUGAUGGUUUACCAUACAUCCGUAAAGACGGUUAUGCCAAUCCUGAAUUUUUUACCGUCACUGAUUAUGUAUAUUUAAGGCAAAUGUUUAGGGAGGUUCAGGAUCUCGGAUUUGCAUACUUCUUUACCCGUAACGAAACGUAUGUGAUCAAGGCAAUGCAUCGAAUACGAGAAUGGUUCUUGGAUCCAGAUACAAAAAUGAAUCCAAAUCUGAAUUACGCCGGAUUCAGAAAAGGAGAAACCAUGGGAUGGAAAACCGGCGUUCUAGACUUCCAUCAAGUAUAUAGGAUGUUACAGGCCAUUCCCUUGAUGAGAUAUUCUCACCUGUGGGAUCUGAGCAUUGAAGUUGGUUUAAAGGCAUGGUUGACUGAUUAUUACAAUUGGUUCACUACUUCUAAAAUGGGGAGAGGAGAGGGUAAGUCAAAAAACAACCAUGGUACAUAUUAUGACGUACAAGCUUUGUUCCUACUGGAUUACCUUGGUCGUCAUGAAGAAGCAAAAAAAUUUGCGCUUCAAGCAAUAAAAAAUCGCGUCGACAAAGGCAUCCUCCCAACCGGCCAACAGCAUCACGAGACACUGCGGCCUACCAGUUGGUUUUAUUCUAUUUUUAAUUUGCAAGGAUUAUUUCUUCUCGCAGAGAGAGCUGAUCAUUACGAUAUUGAUGGUUGGAAUUACGUGGGACCCGAAGGUCAAAGCAUUAAAAAGGCGGUCGAUUUCUUGCUACCCUAUGCACUCAAUGACGGUGAAGGCUGGCCAGUAAAAAAUAUAAAAGGCUUUGAGGUGAACACAUACGUUAAAUUAUUAGAAUUGUCGUAUAUUAUUUAUGGUGACGAUAAAUACCUUGAAGCUGUUGAAGAACUGAGGCCAAAGGCCAAAGCGGAACAGGCAGCCGGACUUAAAUUAGCUAAAUGGGAGGACAAUUACCUAUGUGAUAUAGCCUUAAUGUCUAAUCGAUUACUUUGGUCUUGUAUGUAA